GUUUGUGCUUGUGCCCAUCUACGCUGCUGUGGAUGGAUGGUUCGGACGCAAGGUGUUGAGAUCCGGGGCUACGGGGAUGCUUGAGGUUUCGGACGCGGAUUUUGCCGUCCGGGAGAACAAGGCGCUCUUCGACGAGGCGGCGGUGGCUGGUUGGAAGGCCUACGUCGACAACGACGCUGUGCAGGUGCUCUCGAUGGCGGAGAGUGCCAGAGUGCGCCAGGAGCUGGCACGCCGUGGCGAAAUGGAUCGAAUCAUGAAGCCGCGGUUUGUUCUGGUAGACAAGCAUGCGGGCUUGGUGAUCCAGGGAACAAGAAGUAGCGAGCUCCAGCCGCAAGGCCGCUGGAGAACCAGCAUGUCGACAACAGGCAGCAGUAGCACCAAAAGCUCAGAUGGUGUUCCUCGUUGGAACGGCGAGGCAGGCAGCUUCCAGGAGUUUGAGGAGCAGUGCCUCGUCUACGAGCAGAGUGUGGAGUACCAUAAGAGGUACAUGGUCGCCCCUCGCGUGAUCGCCGAACUCCAGGGAACUGCGAAGAGAGUCAUCGCGGGCAAGCCAGCAACGUGGGUGUCGUAUCAUGGAGGCUUGAGAGAACUUCUUGACAGCCUGGGCAAGCCACAGGUGUCGGAGAUCGCAGACUACCUGAACAAGUACUUCCGCGGCAGCCCACGCCGGCCAGGCGAGGCAAUGGGCGACUACAUCGUGAAGAAGACGGAGGCCUAUCUUCGCCCGAGGACCUCUACAGGAACCCCGACGACAGCAGGACCCUCAUGGAGCCGAGAUGAUUGGCGGAGCGGCUACUGGAGCCAGUGGUCGGACUACUCAUAUGGCCAAGGCUAUUGGAGUGGCGGGCCGUCGUGGCAGAGUUACGCCUACAGCGACCCCGGCGGAGGCCGAGGCGACCUCACCGAGAUCCUCCCAGACUUUGUGCAAGGAUGGUUCCUCCUGAAUGAUGCCGGCCUCACUCCUGCUGAGCGCAACAUGGUGCACACCGCGGUUCAGGGCAACUACGGCGUGCAACGGAUCGCCCAGGAGCUCCGGAACCAGUGGGAUGAAGCCAGCCUGCGGCGUAAGGAAGGGCUUGGGAAGACCCAGAUGGGUUUGUGGGGCGAUGACGCGGACGGCGAGUUCCCUGAGGAAGAGCCGGAGGAGCAGAGCUUUAACGUGGAUGAGCUCAACAUCGAAGGCCAGGCCCUGUACUCUGAGGCCGAGGACUCCGCCCAGAGCGCGCUUGUGGCAUUGGACAGAGCACGCAGAACACUACGGGAGGCUCGCACCAAACAACAUCAAGUCCGGAUGUCCCGUCAGUACUACAAGACUUCAGGAUCUACCUCUAGCUGGCGCCCGAGCACUUCGACAAGCAGCACCAGCAGGCCCCCUACCUCAAGCCCCUCGGACGAUAGCAACAUGACGUGCCUCAAGUGUGGGAAGGUUGGUCACAGGGCGGCCAACUGUCCUCAGAAGGUCCAGCAUGCCCAGAUGGCCACAGAGGAGCAGACGACAGAGAGCGCUCCCUUCAUCUGCUACUCGGAGAUGGCCUUCAGCGCUGUGGACCCCGGGAACCUCAUGAGCACUCAGGAGGCUGUCCGGAGGGGAUAUGGAGUGUUGGACGGCGGUGCCACCCGCACCCUGGGAAGUGUGCAGGCGAUCCAGUCAGUCCUGGACAUCAACCAAGCUCUUCAUGGAAGCACGAGACUGGAAGCUGUGCACACGGACCAGAGACCCUUCUUCUCGUUUGGGAACAGCACGGAAGCCAAGUGUGCGAGCACAGUGGCGUUGGGCAUCGACGCGGGCAAGAAGGCAGGCCAGCUGGUGGUCCAUGCUUUGGACGAAGGAGAGGGGCCAAUUCUCCUCUCAGUGGCGACACUGCGCUCUCUCGGAGCGAUCAUAGACUUUGCCCAGGACCUUGCCGUUUUCAGGGCUCUCGACGACUCUCAGAUCGUGCCGCUCCAGAGGUCCAAGACUGGACAUCAGUUGGCCCUUCUCUCGAUCCCUCACAGCAUGCCGGCCGUGGUGGACACGAUGAAGAAGCCGCAGCUGAUCGCGGAGCUCAACAAGCUGGGCGAACAUCCGCCAUCCCGUUGGACAACUCUCGAGUUGAGACAGCGCUUGAUCGAACUCCAACCAGAGCUGGGGCAGAACCAGGUCAAGAACCGGGUGGUGCAGGAGGACGACGCCACGACCCUGACGGAGUGGGUGACUGUGAUCAACCGCAAGAAGCAGAAGAAGGUACAACUGAUUGCCCUGUGCCAGGACCACAUGGGCCUCCAGCUCUCCGGGCACGAGACUAUAUCGCAGCUGGAAAAGCAAGCUCUGGCAUGGGCGAUCGAGAACACCGAGCCGAUUCCUUCCGACUAUGUCGGAUUCGGAAAGCAUGCUGCGGAGACCUACGCGCAGGUCGCAGAGGACACGGGCUACUGUGCCUGGAUCGUGAAGACCUUCGAGGAAGAGAAGGGUGCAGACAGCCGCUUGAAGCGCCUGGCGAAGUGGCUCAUCAAGAACCCACGGAGCAAGCUGGGCAAGGGCCCGGGCAAGGGCUACGCCAAGGAGACCCGAGCCACCGGAAGCUCGACAGGAUCCCCGGAGACAAAUGUUCUGCUGGAGCUCACGAAAGCCGUCAAGCAGCUCCAGGAGGAAGUCUCCAACAUGAAGGACAAAGAAGAGCGUCCCCGGAAGGAGGCGCAUCGAUCGGAUGCCCCGAUGUCCUCCUCGGACGAGACGGACGGCAGCUUCAAGAAAGUGUACACACCGGAGUAUGCAAAAAGAGUGGCUAAGGUGAUGUGUCAAGAGCUCAGCCACCAGCAAGUCAUAGCUGAGUGCCAGGGAAACUCAUCGUUGCCAGUCAUGUUCGGGGUAGGAGGGACAUGUCAGUGUGACGAGCCAUGCUUCAAAAAUCAGCAGCAACCUUGUGGUCAGUGCGUUUGCACCGAACAAGCUUAUGAAGCGCGAGAGGCGGACCAGCCCACCGCCCAGGAAGCGGAGGAAGUGUUCGAGACUGCAGGUCCCCCGGAAAUGGAGGCGGCGAACUGGAACCAGCGGGAAAUGGAGGAGGUCGAAGGACUCGCUAAGGAACUCCGUAAAAAGCAGCGAUUCGAUUUUGCCUCCUGUGAGCGGCUUGUGGAAUUGUUUCCCAAGGGCCCGAAACCAAGUAGACCCGGAGCAUGCGCGGACCAGGAAGGUCGUUAUGAUGUUUUCGGAGCCUAUGUGUAUGGUAACCAGCAAGGCAUCACCAGGAGGACACGGGAGUUCCCAGAGUGCACACGCUAUUUGAACAUGUUCAUGUCGUUCCACUGUGGGAAGAAGUACAGAUGGACUUCUUUUGCGGUCAACCAAAAUCGGGAGUUGAAGGCCCACCGGGAUGUGAACAACAAUGAGGAACAACCCAACGUCGCCAUUGGUAUGGGCAACUACCAGGGAGGAGGCAUCUGGGUUCAAGAAAAUAUCCAGUCCAAGGAAAGAGGCUUCCCUCUUCCGCCGACCCCGGGUACCGCGUGGAUGGUGGGGACAGAAGCCGACCGACGACGGGAAACCGACCGGAUCAACCGACAACUCUAUCUCCUCCAUGCCGCCACCGGCCACUGUUCCACCCGGCACCUAGUGGAGGCUCUAAAACGCCGAGGCGCCAGGCCAGAGGUCAUCAAGUUAGCAGAGGAGUUUCGAUGUUCCAUAUGUGAAGAAAAGAAACGAAUUCAGCCUCGACAUGUUGCCUCUUUGGAGCCACUUCCUCCGAAAUUUCAUACCAUUUCGGCUGACGUGGGACAUUUCUAUCAUGAGGGGAAGAAGGAACAUGUGCAGUUUCUUCUAGUCAUCGAUGAAGGUUCGCGUUUCCGCAUAGCCAAAGUGGUGUCAAGAGGGCAAAAGCAGCAGCCUUCUGGGGCUACGUGUGUCCAGUACAUCCAAGAAGGGUGGACUCAGAUCUUUGGUCAGCCGAGAACCCUGCGUCUUGACCCGGCAGGGAGCUUCCGCAGUCAGGCCGUUGAACAGUUUUGUGAUCGUCAAGGCAUCUAUCUAGACAUAGUACCAGGAGAGGCACACUGGAAGAUUGGUGUUUGCGAGCAAGCUGUUCAGGGAGUCAAGUCUCUGAUGGAGAAGCUAGUCAUGUCGGAACAAGACAUCGAGCCCGAAGAGGCCCUGGCCACGGCAGUCCGCACCUUCAACCAGAGAGACAUGAUUAGGGGAUUUUCUCCGGUGCAACAUGUGUUAGGUCAGGCGCCCGAUGAAACUGGUAGGAUCAACGUAGGGAACCCUAACAUUCCCCCAGAGUUGCUAGUCGAAAACCCCAGCGGUGAGUUCCAGAGGGCCGUCCAGAGACGACAGGAAGCAGAGAAGGCCCUUGCGGACUGGGCGGCUAGGCAACGACUGGUGCGAGCCCAGAACUCGAGAAGCAGGAGCUGCACAGUCUACCAACCAGGAGAUCUCGUGUUCUUUUGGAGGGCACAAGAGGCAGGAAGACAGCGCCAGGGCCUCAGUCACAAGCGCGGGAGAUUUGCGGGGCCAGCCCGUAUACUCGCCAUGGAAAGCAAGCGAGGGGCAAAUGGGGGAGUAGAAGCCGCUUCCUCAGUGUGGCUAGUGAGGGGAAGGAGCUUGAUCAAAGUCAGCAUGGAGCAGCUAAGAGCGGCAUCUCCUCGAGAGGAGUUGCUAGAGGCAGUCUCUUCAGACAACCAGACACCGUGGACUUUUCAUCGUGUGGCAGAACAAAUUGGUGGAAACCAGUUUGAAGACCUCAGCCAACAGAGACCCUCGGAGGAGGAGUGGCUGAGAGCACAGGACCCGCAGGAGGAAGUUCAGCCAUCGCGCCACGAACCUCACUUGCCGGUGCAGCACCGGUACCGAGGAAAGAGGCCAGUAUCGCGACCAGCACCAUCAGACGACGAGGAGCUCAUCCCAGCGGAGACGAGCAGCAGCUCACGGCGACGCGUGGAGCGCGGCGCGGCUGGCAGGAGGGAAGGAGCAUAUCUGGAUCGCUUGGUAGAGGAACAGAAGGGAGAACGCUGGACGGACCACGUGAACGAUACGGCCUGGUUCCACACAGAACAGAGCUUCUGGCAGGACGAACAGGCCUGCGUGGAAGUGGAAGUGGAAAUGCCAUGUUCCAACCGAGGCUGGAGACAGGCGGCCAACAACUUGGAGUGCUAUCUGGUCUCGGCCAUGAAGCGGAGAGCCGUGGAAGUGUCGGAGAAGCACAUGUCCGAAGCCGACAAGGAGAAGUUCAAGGCCGCAAAGGGCGUAGAGGUGAAAAACUUCAUAGCCGCCCAAGCGUUUGAGAGUCUUCCGGAUCAUCUCAAACCUAGUAGAGAAAAGGCUUUGGGUAUGCGCUGGUGUUUGACCUGGAAACUCAAGGACACCGGAGAGGUCAAAGCAAAGGCCCGAGCAGUCCUUCUGGGGUACCAAGAUCCGUGUUACGAACACAGAGCAACCACUGCCCCUGUGAUGACGAGACAGUCUCGACAGAUGCUCUUGCAACAGGCUGCCCGGAGAACCUGGACAGUGUAUAAAGGAGACGUCAGCGGGGCGUUUCUUCAAGGAGAAGAAUACACUGGCACGCUCCAUGUCAUACCGACUGAGGAAAUAUGUCAAGCGAUGGGUAUUGCUCCAGGCUCAAUCACCCGCCUCAAAAAGGCCUGUUACGGCUUGGUGGAAGCUCCACUACAAUGGUACCGCUCGGUACACAAGUUCUUCAUGCAGCUUGGCCUAGAGAGGACAUGGAGCGAUAGCUGCACUUGGGUGUGGAGGCCUAAUGGGGUUCUCCGAGGACAAAUUUCCAGUCAUGUUGACGAUUUCAUGUUUGCGGGGGAAGAGCAAGACAGCGGUUGGCAAGAGGUACUGAGGCGCAUUAAGGAGAGGUUUAAAUGGGGAGACUGGGAGCGGGAUGAUUUCUUUCAAUGCGGGGUCCGGGUUAGAAGGGUUGAAAAUGGGUACGCGCUUUCCCAGGAACAGUACAUUGAAGGGCUCCAGGAAAUUCCUCUCAGCACCUCUCGGCGCAGGGCCCGCAAGGAAGACACAAGUGAGCGGGAGAAAACUCAGUUGAGAGCUCUGUUGGGAGGUCUGAGUUGGGUAGCACAACAGACGGCACCGCACUUGUCCGCGGAAGUGAGCCUGCUCCUGUCUGAAGUCGGUAGGAGUACUGUGGAUACUAUCAUUAAGACCAACAUCCUGUUGUCUCACACUAAGGCGCGGAAAGAGCAUCAGAUGCUCAUUCACAAGUGUUCCUCUCAGGAAGCGCUAUCCAUGUAUGUGUGGGUGGACGCGGGAAGCCAGAACAGGCCAGAUGGCGGAAGCACCCAAGGCAUCUUUGUAGGCAUAGGACCUGCCGCUCUUCAAGAAGGGGAGUUAGGGAAGAUCAGCCCCGUAGCGUGGCAUUCUUCAAAGAUCGACCGAGCAUGUCGUUCCCCCGGCGCGGCGGAGGCGCAAGCUGCUGUGAACGGCGAAGACUGUCUCUUCUUCGCUAGAUACCAGUGGAGUGAACUUGAACAUGGAGGCGUAGAUCCCAGGGAUGCUGUCAGAACGGUCAAGCAGACCGACGGCUGUCUGGUGACGGACUCCAAAAAUGUUUACGACAAACUGCGAGAGGAAGUGCUCGUCAUCAAGGGCGCGGAGAAGCGCACUUCGAUUGAGCUGAUUGGGCUGAAGGAAUCCCAGUGGACGACGAACCUGAGAAUCAGAUGGGUUCACUCCGAAGCCCAGCUAGCCAAUGGGCUCACCAAAGCACACGGCGGCAAGGAGAUCGAGUUGUUCUACCAGAUGGGGCAUAUCUGGAAGAUCGUGGAGGAUCCUCAAAUGCGGUCGGCGAGACGGCGGCGCUCUGAGGGGCUGGAGGCUCUAGAGGGGAAUAGGAAAACUGAUACUGGGGAGACUCACACGAGGGAGGGGGAAGCAGGGGCCCAUGCAAGUGAAAUACUUGUAUGA
Molecule: messenger RNA, 6901 nt
Organism: Symbiodinium pilosum
Lineage: Eukaryota; Dinophyceae; Suessiales; Symbiodiniaceae
Source: the annotation of a GenBank genome assembly